Messenger RNA from Fusarium pseudograminearum CS3096, 816 nucleotides. RefSeq lists its product as uncharacterized. The record is from RefSeq and is a predicted model, not a curated record. Bases 1 to 816 code for a protein of 271 amino acids. Lineage: Eukaryota; Fungi; Ascomycota; Sordariomycetes; Hypocreales; Nectriaceae. The transcript has 2 exons.
AUGAUCCGACUACAGCCCACCACGAUCACUAUCACAGCGUCUGAAAUGACCGACGCCGAGCGCCAUAGCCGUUACAGAAAACAUCUUGCGAACCGAGAAUGCACGAUCAGAACACAUUGGUCCACUGCAUUAGAACACGAGGAAACCACACUCGAACAUGCUAUGAAUACACGCAUACAGACACCCGAUACCGACCCAACUAACAGACAACGAAUUCGUAGUUCAUCAAGUCCAGAUGUAUUGGCAAGAGAAGAGGAAUCGACUUAUUCAACAUCGUCGGCUGGGAACGGUAUCGACAGAGAGGUGGGCGCUGUUCGUUUACCCAUUCGCACACGGCUCGCCAACGUAAUCGACGAUACCAUCCAUCAAGAUGACGACGAGGGCAGGACCGUCCAGCAACUUCUUACGACAGUUCCCGGGGUACCAACGCGCAACUCGGAGCGAGAAUCUACUCACGACCGUUACCGGGACUCUUUAGAAACCACCAAUCGUCCGGUGGAUACUGAGACGAUGGCCUCAAUGAUUGCAGAAGAGCUCAACGUUACGCCCCCACGAAGAAACUUGUCUGUAUACAGCGAUGCUCUACCUGUGCAUGGACAGCCGCAAACACCAAGGCAGCUGCCAGAGGCCCGUCAUCAAAGCCGAUUCAACGGAGCUUAUACCGCGCCAGUUCGAGGCAGACGCAUAGAGGCCGAUGUAGGCGAUGCGCCAGUUACAGUGAGACGAAGGCGAGCUGGACGCAAUACUAGCUUGGUAGGGUUGAGCCUAGAGCUGCACGGUUUAUACGAAGACAGUCAAAACACUGACGAUGUUUGA